Messenger RNA from Leguminivora glycinivorella, 3150 nucleotides. RefSeq lists its product as uncharacterized. The transcript has 22 exons. Bases 115 to 3150 code for a protein of 1011 amino acids. Lineage: Eukaryota; Metazoa; Arthropoda; Insecta; Lepidoptera; Tortricidae. The record is from RefSeq and is a predicted model, not a curated record.
GAGACACAGUCACCGGUCACUAAACUAUUUGGGAGACUUCGGGGCUCUGAUUCCAGUUCCGAAACGGUGAAUCUUGUGAAAGUAAAGAAGAAGAAAUCACCACAACCACAAAAAAUGUGUCCAGAAUGCGUCACCUGUGACAUGGCUAUGCAGACGAGUAACAGUAAGCACAACACGAAGCCAGGAAAAAACGCUGAUGACACAUUUUCAUUUACCUCUUGUUCACUCAAGAAGCUUCUCGCCUCCGAAUCCCCUAAACUGAUGAUGGCUCUCAUCAUCAUUGUUGGGACCCUCACUCUCAUCCUGGUGUUGAAGUGUAUCUGCUGUCCAGCCAUCAUAUCUGAUCUGACGGAGACGAGAGAAAAACGGAACGACGCCGUCAAUGAAAUUGUGAGAAAACCUUGGGAGGCGUCAAAAUCGAAGCUGAUGAGUGAGUUCUCCGAGCUUAUAGGAAAAGAUAACAGAGACAGCAAUUUACAUAGCGGGGGUGACUACCCAGAAUACCUGUCACCAGACCUGUCAAGCAUACUGGACCCCAUAAAGGUCAACGAGGGUUACAGCAGCAAUAACUUGAGAGAUUUCUACAGGAAACUAUUAAAAACCGACAUACAAAUCAAGAACCUCAAAAAAGGCUUCGCUAAUACCAAUAAGCGAGUUAACCUAGAAGUGCCGGAUCCCAACGCUAGAUUGAAGAGAUCUCUCAGAAUAUUCGGGGCUCCUAGGAGACAUGAGACAAAUAAAGGGAAUUUUAAUAAUAGACAGACUGAUGGUAUGAAAAUAGCGAGAGAUGCUGGAAAGAAUAAGGAAGCUGCAGUUAGGUCUAAUGAUUUGGAGAAAGGAAAAGAAGGAAAACUUCAACACCAACGUGAUGCUAAAGAUAAAAAAGAUGAUAAUGAAUUAGAUAAAAAAGAUGAUAACGAAUUUAAAUCGUUUCAAACUGAAGAUGAAAAGGCAAAAGAUAACAUGAAACCUUUUAAUAAGUAUACCCAAUGGGAGGACGUAUUUGGCAGAGAAUCUUCAGCCACUCAGCAUCGUAGGUUGCUCCAGAAUGAUGAUGAUGAUGAUGAAGACGGAGCUACUGAAGAUUAUGAAGAACAGACAAAAGAACCUUGGGAAAGGGACAAAAGGACAGCCGGACACAUCAAAUUGGAAAUAAACGUGCAAACAGAAGGAAAUGUACAUCCAAAAGUAAAACAACAGAAACCGAAAACGUCACAAAAAAUCGAUUUUGGACCAACAACGCCUUUUUAUAAUGUUAAUGAAGAAAUUAACUUCCUCAUUGAUGCAGCUAUGAAAAUGAAAUCAGAUGAAUCGCACGGGCACAGAAUAAGACUAAAAUCGAAUGGCGCAUCAAAACCGAAUAAUACGUCUUCAAAAAACUAUAUACUGAACAUAUUCUCGAAGAAAUUUUGGUCAGAAAUGAAGAACGUCAAAGUUGAAACUACAAAAACGUCUAAUGUUUUGGAGAAAAACUCUACGAUGACGAUUGUGACUACUACUUUUAAACCUACCAUGAAAACAACUCAAAAACAUAAAGAACGUAAUAUAAUGUUUUCUGGUCAUAGACGAUCAUUAAAAUCUGUAAAAAUUGAUGAACUGAAUGAUGGAUUUGCAUCUACGACAAAUGAUAUUGAAUCACGUGUUAUCAAUAAUGAUCAUCUUGAGGAUAAUAAAGAAAAUAAUCAGAACUCUUUAAGAUUUUAUGGCCUGGUUACGAGACCUUUAAGCCAAAGAAACAAUACUGUGCCAGAAAAAGGAAUCAAUAAUACACAACCUAUGGAACCUUCGAUUGAUAAAGAAAUUAUGGAAAAUAUAGGCCACAAGUCUAGAGUUCUAUUUUCUUUUGAAGAACCUGCGGAAAAUGUUACCUCGACAGCUUCUGAACAAGUGAAUGAAUCGUACGUAGUCACAAAUAAACAAGCAAACAUGACCUCAGAAACGAAACUAGCAAACAUAUCCGAAAUUGAAACCAAAAACAAAGAAUCAAAUAGAACUGUAGUGAAAAGGAGUGCAGACGGCGAUAGUAUAUUUUGGAAUGAUAUGUACGACGAUGAAUAUGGCAUUAAAGACCCCAUGGAAGAUGAUAUGAAGGACAAAUCGUCUGUGAAAUUUAAUGAUCUUAUGGGGAAAGAUAAUUGGAUUGGCACGAAGUUUAAAAUGCUUGCUAAAAGUUUUAAAGACAGAAGGAAUCGGAAGAUGGGAAGGAAGAAGGAUGUCAAAUUUAAAAAUGCGAGAAACAGAACCAGCACCCAUAACAAGAGAUCUGUUUCUGUAUCCAACGACUCCGGCAAGCGUGUAUUUGAGGACUUGACAGCAAACAUGAAAAAAGUGUGCCAAGAAGCUGCCCAAGCGAUUCACGAAACUACCAAUAGGGAAGUGCGAGCUGAUGGCGAUCAAGCGACUUCCCUGAUGCAGCAGGUAGUCGGUCUAAUGUCGGAGCUGGUAGACCUUCAGGUCAAACAGAAGACGUGCAUGCAGUUACCAGACGACCUACGCAGCUUCCUCGCCUGGUUGAUGUCGCCAAACACUGAAGAACGAAACGACGGUUUCUCCGUCGACACUUUCGAUUCUGGUCCCAUGUCGGCAAUGCACAACCUAGAUGACCUAUUGUCACCCGACGCUAGAAGCGAGUGUCUGGGCACCAUACACGAUGUUGAAGACCUUAUUAUGCAGUAUGAUGAAAUGAGUGAAGAGGACAAGAGCAAGAUGAGCGGUGUGAGAGAAUAUCUAGAACAUCAAUUACAUUAUCUACAUCAACAGUUGUCUAACUACAAUGAAUAUGGGUCAUCAGUUGUGUAUCAAGAACAGGUCCGAAAACGCCGGCAGCCAAAAUUACACAAUAAACGAAAACGGAAAUCAUACAAAUUCCUAAACUACUACGGAAAGAAACAUACAAAACGUACAUCCAUUGAUGACAUUACUGAAGACUAUAAGAACAUAAAAGAAAAAGAAAUGAGAAAAGAAAAUGAUGAUAUAAAAGACCGUAAACAUGAAGGUAAUAGAUUCUUUGAAAAUAAUGAAAUUGGUGAAGGUAAUUUAAAUAACAGAGAUGUAGCAAGGAAUGUUGAGGAUGAAAUGAAGAAUUUGGACGAUUUAUUAAGCGCAUUGGUAAAAGAAAAUGACAGUUUUGUUAAAUAUAAUAAAAUAUAG